AUGGCGUAUCGAAUGAGAACCCUGGAUAAUAAUAGACUGUCAAAGAUAGAAGAGGAUAUUGAGAGGCUGAGUUUAUGCUCUUACAAAGAUGAACAACCACAUCAACAACAACAACAAAAUCUACAACAACAACAACAACAUCAUCAACAACAACAACAUCAUCAACAACAAUAUCAACAACAACAACAACAUCAACAACAACAAUAUCAACAACAACAUCAACAACAACAUCAACAACAGCAGCAACAACAUCAACAACAACAUUAUUUGCAACACCCUCAUCACAAUCAACAGCAAACCGUUCAUUAUGACGAAUCCAAAGACCAAAACCCACUUCAGCAACAAAUCAAACGAGAGUAUUAUCUGCAACAACUGAAACAACAACAGCAACAGUUGCAGCAGCAGCAGCAGCAACUUCAGCAGCAAUUUCAACAACAGCACAGAUACAACUGCCAGACGGACAUCGACAACAACACAACAACGAAGUCGUCAUCAGCAUCAACAACUCUAUCACGUGAUGAUAUAUUUCCAUCGCCAUCAUCAUCAUCAUUACCGGCAUCUCCACCAAUUUUACCAGACGCGGCAACAACAACAACGACACCAAAAAAUUUCAACAAAGCCAGGGAGGAAUUUUUUCGCAACAACUACGACAACUUGAAGCAACAAAGUUUGUUGAAUCAACAACAACAUCAACAUCCAUUACAUCAACAACAACUGUUGCAACAACAGCUUUUGCAACAACUACAGCAGAAGCAGCAGCAAAGCUCUACAAGCCCUCAUUACCAGCAGUUAACAGAUUUUUAUUCCACUUCAAAGCCGCAACAGUUGCAGACACUUUCACAUCAACAAAAUUACAACAGCAACAACAAUAACGAUGACGCAUUACAACAACAACAACAGCAACAACAAUAUAUGUUAGAAAAACAAAAAGACUUAAUCGCAACGAAUAACGAAUUUGAAGCUGCAAAGUAUUUCAAAGAAAAAUACGACACACUGGGUAAAAUAAAAAACAACAACAUACAAAACAUCAACAACAACAUUCAGAACGUCAACAACAACAGCAACAACAACAGCAGUAGCAAUACGAUUGAAAAAUUCAUCUACCCGAUCGACGACAGCCAGCAACACGUCAUGUUGCAGUCUCAGCAACUCUACGCGCAGCAGCAACAACAGCAGCAGAUCCAACAGCAGAUCCUACACCUCCAGCAUCAACAUCAUCAACAAAAUGAAUCCACGCUGCGACGAAAACAGCAGCAGCAGCAACUUCUGGAGGAGCAGUUGAAGAUACAGCAACAACUGCUGAAAGAGGAGCAGCAGUUUCUGCAACAGCAACUGCAACAGACGAAGGAGUUGGAACGCAUCAAACAGCAGACGGAGCAAGAUCGCCACGAGCAACUGAAACAACAACAAAUAUUACAACAACAACAAAAACAGCAACAGCAUAAGCAACAACUUUUGCAACAGCAACAACAACAACAAAUGCAACAGCAACAACAACUCCUCCAACGACAACAGCAACGACAGUUGGAACUGGAAAGAAUUCAACAACAACAUCUAAUCGAACAACAAAAAUUUGAUCAGCUGCUAGAACAGCAACGCCAAGCUGAGCAGCAGCAAGUUUUACAACAGCAACAAGAAUUGAUAUUGCAGCAGCAGCAGCAGCAAGAACUUUUACAGCAGCAGCAGCUAGCGUUACAGCAGCAGCAAAUAGCGCUACAACACCAAGUUGAAUCUCCACAACAACUGCUACUAGAACAGCGGAACGUUCUCGACGAUAAGGAUCUCAUGCAAGUUGACAUUUUUUAUCGUAGUCAACGAUCAGAAAUAUUUGUUUGCAGAUGUUGCGCCAAUUUAACCCUUGGACCCAACUGGUCUUUCAAGCAGACGGGAAGUCUGAGCAACUCUCCAGCUUCCGGUGUCCGCCAUCUCUGCAGGCACUUUCGGGAUUGGGCAGCCAUAAAAUCCGGUGUUCCGAUUCUCGUGUUCGACACAAUCGAUUGCGAACUCACUUUAAUACUGGCCGAGAAAGGAUCGGGAUUUGCACUCUGGAAAAACCGGAUCGGACCCCUGACCGGCUACUCCGUCAUCGCAUCUGACUUUCACGCCCUCAGAACUGAACCAUCCUUGAAAAACACCGCCUCCUCACCGUCGAAAUUUUCAUCACCGAUCGUCGGUUUGAACUUCGCGGAUCUGAUAGCGGCGGAGGAGUUCUACAAACAAGUCGUUAAACUAACAGCACUGGCGGCCUCUUCUGUAGCUGCCAACGACAAUUACGACGCGAAGAGUGGUAGUAAUCGGUCGCGGCACUAUAGUGGCGGUGGAUCGCUCGAUCAAAGUCGGUUCUCGACGAAUAAGAUAACAUCUCUCUCGACUUCCUCCUUGUUUAAAAGUAGUUUCAAUGGCGGGGAUGAGGAGGUGGUGGCUGGCUCGAAAUCAUCCAUUCUAGCUAGGAAAGGUUAG
Messenger RNA from Helobdella robusta, 2460 nucleotides. RefSeq lists its product as hypothetical. NCBI's taxonomy places the organism in Eukaryota, Metazoa, Annelida, Clitellata, Rhynchobdellida, Glossiphoniidae. The record is from RefSeq and is a predicted model, not a curated record. Gene Ontology annotation, biological process: regulation of transcription by RNA polymerase II. Gene Ontology annotation, molecular function: RNA polymerase II cis-regulatory region sequence-specific DNA binding; DNA-binding transcription factor activity, RNA polymerase II-specific. The coding region runs from base 1 to 2460 and encodes 819 amino acids. The transcript has a single exon. Gene Ontology annotation, cellular component: nucleus.